AUGGCCACUGCCAGCGUCGAACAUCCCGAUCUUACCAAGGUCUCUAUUCUCGGAAAGGAUUCUAUUCACUGCGGCUUCCAUUUGACACCUUACAUUGCCCACACUGUCCUCACUACCCUCCCUGCAUCUACUUAUGUUCUAAUUACCGACACUCACGUCGCCAAGUUCCAUCUCGCGUCUUUCGAGGCCGCAUUUAACGACGCUUUGGCGGCUAGGCCCGACAACUCUGCCCGAUUCUUGACCCAUGUAAUCCCUCCAGGCGAGACCAGCAAAAGCCGUGAAGGCAAGGCCGAGAUCGAAGACUUCUUGCUCGACAAGUCGUGCACUCGCGACACUGUAAUCCUCGCGCUUGGAGGUGGAGUGAUCGGAGACCUUGUCGGCUUUGUUGCGGCCACCUUUAUGCGUGGUGUGCGCUUCGUUCAGAUUCCUACCACUCUAUUGGCAAUGGUCGACUCCUCUGUUGGGGGCAAGACCGCCAUUGAUACACCUCAUGGCAAGAAUCUUAUCGGAAGCUUCUGGCAGCCAUCCUAUGUUUUCAUCGACGCUGCAUUCCUCGAGACUCUCCCCCAGCGCGAGUUCGUCAAUGGCAUGGCCGAAGUGAUCAAAACCGCCGCCAUUUGGAAUGAAGAUGAAUUCUCGAUGCUCGAGUCUUCGGCGCCUGCGCUCUUUGCUGCCAUUGGCUCAUCCUCAUCCACCACCUCCGCGGGACGAACAAUCGCUACCCGAUCGGAAGCUCAAGCCCUUCUCCUUCACGUCAUCACCGAGAGCAUCGGCGUCAAGGCCCAUAUUGUUACCCUCGAUGAGCGCGAGACUGGCCUUCGCAACCUUGUCAACUUUGGGCAUACCAUCGGCCAUGCUAUUGAAGCAGUGCUUACCCCUACUAUUCUCCACGGCGAAUGUGUUGCUAUUGGAAUGGUUCUCGAGGGCGAAGUUGCCCGGCAACUCGGUGUAUUCAGUCAGGUGGGCGUGGGUCGUAUCACCCGUGCUCUCAAGGCGUACGGUCUGCCCACAUCAACCAAGGACCCACGGAUCGCUGCGGUUCCUGCAUCGCGCCUCUUGACCAUCGACAGGCUGCUUGAUAUCAUGAAGAUCGACAAGAAGAACUCGGGUCCAGAAAAGAAGAUUGUACUCCUUUCGCGGAUAGGUAAAACUUAUGAAGAACGUGCUACGGGCGUCAAGGAUGAAGUCAUUCGCCGCGUGUUGGCCGAAGCCGUUCGUGUUAUCCCGGGCAUCCCGCGCGGCAACCCUGUGCGCAUGAGCACCCCAGGCAGCAAGAGUAUCUCCAACCGUGCACUCGUGCUAGCUGCUCUUGGAAACGGAACCUGCCGUCUUCGAAACCUCCUCCACAGUGACGACACCCAAGUGAUGAUGAGUGCCCUUAUCGAACUGAAGGGGGCUAAAUUCGCAUGGGAAGAUGGUGGCGAAACGCUUGUCGUCACUGGUGGCGGAGGCGCAUUUACAAUCCCCCCUGCUGGCAAGGAGAUCUAUCUUGGAAACGCUGGAACUGCUGCUCGUUUCCUCACUAGUGUCUGUACACUCGUCAAUCCCGAUUCAUCCUCAGCGACUGCAUCAUCCGAAUUCCCCGAGGGCUACACAUUUAUCACCGGCAAUGCUCGCAUGAAACAACGCCCAUGUGGGCCUCUUGUCGAUGCUCUUCGUGCCAACGGGAGCAAAGUCAAGUACAUCGAGAGCGAGGGCUGCUUGCCUCUGCACAUCGGUGCUGGUGGUCUCAAGGGUGGCAAGAUUCAGCUCGCUGCCAGCGUUUCUAGUCAAUACGUCUCGAGUAUCCUCUUGUGUGCUCCUUAUGCCCGUGACGAGGACGUCGUGCUCGAGCUUGUGGGCGGUCAAGUAAUCAGCCAGCCUUACAUCGACAUGACUCUCGCGAUGAUGAAGACUUUUGGUGUCCAAGUCACUCGCCGCAAGGCCGAAGACGGUACUCUUCUUGAUAUCUAUGACAUCCCACGUGCCCAAUACACCAACCCCGAGAAAUACGCCAUCGAGAGUGAUGCCAGCAGUGCCACCUACCCGCUUGCUGUCGCAGCUAUGACCGGUACUACCUGCACGAUCGAAAACAUUGGUACUUCUUCAUUGCAGGGCGAUGCUGGAUUCGCUGUCAAUGUCCUCAAACGUAUGGGCUGCAAGGUCGAGCAAAGCGAGACCGAAACCACCGUUACCGGUCCUCCAGUUGGUCAACUUAAGGCAAUCGGACUGGUCGAUAUGGAAACCAUGACCGAUGCAUUCUUAACUGCUGUGGCCUUGGCUGCAGUCUGCGGAGAAGGGAGCGCUGAAGGCCUCGAAUCGGAUGCACCCAAGAAUACGACUCGUAUCUUGGGAAUUGCCAAUCAACGUGUCAAAGAGUGCAACCGUAUCCGUGCUAUGAUCGACGAGCUUGCCAAGUUUGGUGUUAAGACCAAGGAACUGGACGAUGGUCUAGAAGUGUACGGCCAGCCGAUCGAGACUCUGAACAAGAACGUGUCGGUGCACUGCUACGACGACCACCGCGUGGCGAUGGCCUUCUCUGUUCUGGCCACGGUAGUCCCGGGUACUAUUUUGGAAGAGAAGCGCUGCGUCGAAAAGACCUGGCCAAAUUGGUGGGACGAUCUGACCAAUAAGAUCGGUAUUGAUGUCGAAGGCAUUGAGCUCGCCCACCAAGGGCCAGCUGCCGCCAAAUAUAAUCCCGAGGCCACGAUCAUCAUUGUGGGCAUGCGCGGGGCUGGAAAGACUCACAUUGGUGGCAUCGCCGCUGCAUCAUUGGGCUGGAAAUUCCUCGACGCAGACCACGAAUUCGAAGGCCGCACCGGUGAACCCGUGUCCCAAUAUGUGCGCAGCAAGGGUUGGCCAGCAUUCCGCCAAGCCGAAUCUCAGAUCAUCAAAGAUCUCAUUUCUGAGAAUCCUACGCGUACGAUCAUCUCAACUGGAGGAGGAAUCGUCGAGUCGGCCGCCAACCGCUCCCUCUUGACCGAGUAUGGCCGUGCUACCGGACCCGUGGUAUACGUGAUGCGGGACGUCAACGAAAUCUUGAACUACCUGGGCUCAGAGACGGCUCGUCCUGCUUAUGGUGAAGAAAUCGCGGACGUCUACUGGCGCCGUGAGCCCUGGUUCCGUGAAGUUUCCACCCAUGAGUUUAUCUCCUACACUGGCGGGUUCCAUGCCGCCAAUGGCGCCACUCGCUGUGAAAUCGCCAAGGCCUGCCGUGACGAGACUGCACGUUUCUUCCGUCAGAUUACAGGUAUCAAGCCUAACCUUUCCGAGGCACUCGCGCAAGGAGAACGAUCAUUCUUCCUUUCCCUAACAUAUCCCGACCUGCUUCCUGCCGUACCUUCGAUUCCCCUCUUGACUGCCGGCGCCGAUGCUAUCGAAUUACGUGUAGAUUUGCUGAACCCCAACGGCGACCCGGUUACCGGUGCCCCCAACAUUCCUCCCCUGGACUUUGUUGCCACACAACUAUCUGCCUUGCGCCACACCUCAUCUCUCCCCGUCGUAUUUACCGUCCGUACGGCCUCCCAAGGCGGGGCCUUCCCUGAUACGGCCGAGAAGGAAGCCUUUGCUCUAUAUAACCUCGCGCUCAGGCAUGGUGUCGAGUACGUUGACGUUGAAAUCUCAUGGAGCGAUAAGAAGAUCCACGACCUCGCUGCACGCAAGGGUGCUUCCCAGAUCCUCGCAUCAUGGCACGACUGGAGCGGCAACAUGAAGUGGAACGGGCCGGUGGUCAAGGAAAAGUAUGCCCUCGCUGAACGAGUAGGUGAUAUUGUGAAGAUUGUCGGCAAGGCCAACUCGAUCGAGGACAACUUUGCACUCCGGGCGUUUGCCGCCUCGCAUACUUCCAAGCCUUUCAUUGGCAUCAACAUGGGUGCCGAAGGCCAACUCUCGCGUGUGCUCAAUACUACAUUCACCCCGGUUUCACAUCCACUAUUACCAACCCGUGCCGCUCCGGGUCAGAUGUCGGUUCAAGAUAUCCACACCGCUUUGCACCUGAAUGGCCAACUCCCGGCUCAGAAGUUUUACCUCUUCGGAUCGCCGAUUGCCCACUCGAUGUCCCCUCACCUCCACAACACUGGCUUCGAGAAGCUUGGCCUGCCUCACAAGUAUCAUAUCUUCGAAACCCCAACGAUCACUGACGAAGUCAAGGCCGCGAUUCGGGCUCCGGACUUUGGUGGUGCGAGCGUGACGAUCCCUCUGAAACUCGAUAUCAUCCCUCUGCUCGACGAGGUCUCGCCCGAGGCCAAGGCCAUUGGCGCAGUUAACACCGUCAUUCCACGCAAGCGCGCCGACGGGUCGACCAGCCUGUUUGGUACCAACACCGACUGGCGAGCUAUCCAUGAUCUCGCGCGCAACAACCUUGUGGUCGGCAUCACGGACGAGACGACCGCUCUUGUCCUAGGUGCAGGCGGAACCGCUCGCGCAGCCCUGUAUGCUAUCCAUGCCCUCGGUAUCAAAACGAUCUAUCUCUUCAACCGCACCAGGGCAGCUGCGCAGGCUCUCGCCGAUACGUUCCCAACCUUUGGUAUCAUUCCCCUUGAUUCGCUCGCCUCGUUCCCCAAAGCCGCUCCCACAGUCAUUGUCUCCGCUAUUCCUGCCACGGGUACUACUACCGAACAGGGCAGCAACACGGCCGGUGUGUACCUGCCUGCUACAUUAUUCAAGGCACCAUCUGGCGUUGUCGUCGAAAUGGCGUACAAACCGGCUGUGACGCCUGUACUGGGAUUGGCUGCCAAGGCUUCCGGAUGGGUGGGCGUGCGUGGGGUGGACAUUCUGUGUGAACAAGGAUUCUAUCAGUAUGAGGCAUGGACUGGACGAAAAGCUCCUCGGGCAGCGAUGAAAGCCAAGGUGAUUUCGUUGUAUGAUAGCCAACAGUGA
Rhizoctonia solani is the source of this 4857-nucleotide messenger RNA. RefSeq lists its product as uncharacterized. Gene Ontology annotation, molecular function: shikimate kinase activity; 3-dehydroquinate dehydratase activity; 3-dehydroquinate synthase activity. Bases 1 to 4857 code for a protein of 1618 amino acids. Gene Ontology annotation, biological process: chorismate biosynthetic process; aromatic amino acid biosynthetic process. The transcript has 6 exons. Gene Ontology annotation, cellular component: cytoplasm. The record is from RefSeq and is a predicted model, not a curated record. NCBI's taxonomy places the organism in Eukaryota, Fungi, Basidiomycota, Agaricomycetes, Cantharellales, Ceratobasidiaceae.